AUGACUCCGACGGAAUUCCCUGGUCUGCCAGCGCUCGCGCCGAUCCAAGAUGCCGACCAGCAGCUGUGUCAUCAAGCAGCUGAAAUGCUGGAUGUUUGGAAGACCCGGGAACUUGCGAAACCAGGGAGGAAGGGGACGCCUCCGAAACUCAGGCUUGUAGUUCUUUCCGACGGCUGCGACACGAGCUCUCACAAGAAAGCUCCUCAGGUCGCGCAUUUCUUACAGAAGAAGGGUGUGCUUGCGGAUGCUGUGAUGAUCGGCAACGAAAGCAACCCUGACCUUCACGCAAUCUGCAAAGCGAGCGGAGGCUACGUCUUUCGGCCACCCAGCCUCAAAGAUGCGGUGCGCUUGAACGAGUUGGAGACCUUCUUGUUCAGCCUGGAGCGGCCUUGCAUGGGCCCGCGGAACAUGCCUUUGGCUUCUCAGGCAUGCCUUGCAGCUUUUGGCCCGGCCCGGUAUCCACCGGACCCAUGCAGCGAGGACCAGGUUCCCCCUCGAAGGCGGCCCCCACAACUGGAUGCGUGCGUACAUGGCUUGCAAGACGCCCUGCAUCAGACGCAGGAGGGAGCCCUUGGAGCCCUGGGAGCCCUGGGAGCAGCCGCAGCUAAGGAAGGUGCCGAGAGAAGUCGAAGGAUCCUGGCCGAGAUGCGUCACCUGCAUAGGGAGCCGCACCCAGCUUUCGACAUCUUCCCCAACUGUGAUGACAUCGGGUGUUGGAAAGUGACAGUUUCUGGCCCAGAGGGGACACCGUACACUGGAGGAGUGUGGCUGCUCUACAUCAUAUUUCCAGCGGAGUUUCCUGUGGAGCCUCCAGAGAUUCGGUUCAUCACGCCUAUCAAGCACUGCAACAUUAACCAGCACGGGCGAGUGUGCCAUUCCAUCCUGGGCCGGAACUGGACACGCGAGACAAAGGUCAGGAACCUCCUGGAGAGCCUCUAUGGUCUGCUGUUGUCCCCGGACGUGGAUGAUCCACUAGACAGCUCCCUGGCUGAGCUCAGUACGCUGGCGCUGGCCUUCUACGAUGACAGUGGGCUUUACGAAUCGUCGAUUGUGGACCACGUGCAAAGGCACGCUCAGUGCAAGACCAGGGCUGACUGGCUGGCGCUGCUGUCUGCCCCAGAAGAGCAGCCAUCACCGGCGAAUCACCGGGACCCUCCAGGUCCUAAGGGCCCACCUGAUGAUGUGUGA
This is a messenger RNA of Symbiodinium natans, 1188 nucleotides long. NCBI's taxonomy places the organism in Eukaryota, Dinophyceae, Suessiales, Symbiodiniaceae. The record is from the annotation of a GenBank genome assembly.